AUGUAUAUUUCAAACAAGGAAAUAAAAAACUAUUUCCUAGCGAGAUAUCUGUUCCUGCUAUUUUUUAACCAGAAAGAGAGUUUUGAGGUAUUAAACACACGACUAGCUAAAAUGGCACUUAGUUUUCAAAGAUCACAUGAUCUCUGGACAGAGCAAGCUAGAUUUGAAGCUCAGAUUUGUCAUGAAUUGCGUUAUCAACAUGGAAAGGGUCCUUUUAAUAUCUUCAUACUGGAUACAUCUUCAUUUCUCGGGGAAGAAGGGUCCAUACAAUUAAAGGAAACGUUUACAACUAUAAUUGAUGAAUAUUCAAACCAUCCUGACAUUGACGAGAACGUAGCUGUCAUUGUUUGUGGACGACAUACUAAGUUUCUACGUCAUUAUUCUAACCAAUACCAAAAUAUCAAACGUUGUCUAGAUGACGUUGAGUUUGGGGGACCUUGCCCUCUAUCAGCAGCGUUUUUGUUAUUACGUGGAGUUCUUGGAAAUUUCAAACAUUAUUCACGAUCCAUUGGCGAUUUUCACGUUCACCAAAGAAUUAUUCUCAUUUCGAAUGGAAGGCCAACAGAUUAUAUAGAUAUUGAUUCUGAUUCCCCUCCUUUGACGGGAAGUAGUGAAGGAAUGACCCACUUGAUAAAAGUGACAGGAGGCAUUGGAAGAGUUAAUCCAAUUUUUUGUGUUCCUGUUGGAGGGAAUCCUGCUUUGAGUACAUUAGAGUUUCUUAGUGGCCAGUCACGGGGAGGAAAGGUGGUCUAUCCGGACAAAGCGAGGCAGCUUGCAAAAUGUUCACAGAAUCUGAAAACAGCUGCAAUGCUAUCGUUUACCAUAAAAUAUGACGGCGAAGACAGAGAAAGAAUUCUGACGUCAUUGGUGUGCACGUGUCCGCACAGAGUGUUUUCGGAAUUGGAUCAGAAUGACAUCAUUGAUUUGUGUAUGAGGAAGCCUUUGUUUUGCUCGAUGGAUGUUAUAAUCAAGGAGAUUGAAGAUGAUCAGGAGCUCUAUAUUGAAAGAGAUCUCCGUAUGCCCCCGUUGGGUUCAAGGGUUAAAAGAGGACGUGAUUGGCAGUGGGGUGACCAAGAUAUGUUUGGUCCUGGAACAGUUGUUGGACAUUCUAAAGAUGUCGGCUGGUUGAGGAUAGCAUGGGACAAAAAUAAGGCCAUAUAUCCAUACAGAUACGGAUCUAACCCUUACGAAAAUGAUAAAUAUGAUGUUAUGAUUUGCGAUGAACCUAGAAUACUGGAAGGUGAACUCAUUGCUCCGGGUUGUUUAGUCACUCGAGGACCGGAUUGGGAAUGGGGUAACCAAGAUGGUGGUGCUAAAAGCAUUGGAACAGUUCUUAGAGUAGAUGAUAAUGGAGUGGUUCUUGUAUAUUGGAAACAUGGCAGUUGUCACCAAUAUAGAUAUGGAUACGACGAUAAGAUUGAUCUACAACUUUGUGAUCCAUUUUCACCGGAAAGCGUCAGAUUUCUUAAAACUUCAAUGUUAUCAGUUGAAGAAAAAUAUCCUGGAGGAACCAAUGUAUCUAGUGAGGAAGAGUUUGAGAAUACACAUUGUCUCUCAAAUGAUAAAAAUGAGGAAGCUGCAGCGCCCACUUCAGUGGAUUCAACCGUAAGGCCAACUAGUAUCUUACAAGUCACAAAAGGGAAGUACUUCAAAAAUAGUAUAAAAGAGACUAUUCGAACACCGGAUAUUGAAACAGAUGGCCCAAAUUUUUCAACAGUCAAUCAGUGGUGGUGGAGAGAUAGUGAAGGAAUAUGGAAUCCGCACUCGAAGGAAGCAAAUUCCAAAAUAAAUAAAUGUUACAAACGUGAUCCGAAAUCAACAGUUGUUGUCAUGAUCAAGGAUCAGACUUACAGGGUUGUGAUGGCAAAGAAUAUACAGAUAAACCUGACAACAAGAGAUUACUCUGAUGUUAAAUUGGCGAAAGAAGGCGAUUUUCCAUAGACAUCACACCCUUAGAUUACAGACCGCUAUAUAUUUUGUAGAAGAUGCUUUUAAGAGAAACUUAUGGAAUAGAUAAUUAUAUUAAUUCAUUCAGAACAAU
Messenger RNA from Magallana angulata, 2041 nucleotides. RefSeq lists its product as uncharacterized. Bases 1 to 1941 code for a protein of 646 amino acids. Gene Ontology annotation, cellular component: cytoplasm. Gene Ontology annotation, biological process: protein ubiquitination. NCBI's taxonomy places the organism in Eukaryota, Metazoa, Mollusca, Bivalvia, Ostreida, Ostreidae. The record is from RefSeq and is a predicted model, not a curated record. Gene Ontology annotation, molecular function: metal ion binding; ubiquitin-protein transferase activity. The transcript has 16 exons.